CGCCGGGCACAGUGCCAACGCGAAGUGACGCGAGCAGCCAUGUUGCACGCGAGCAGAGGCGCGGCCGCCGCCGCCAGCAGGCGGCUCGACCUGUCGGGGAUCAUGCCGCCCAUCCCCACACCCUUCAACCGCGACGAGAGCAUCGCCAUGGACAAGCUGGCGGACAACAUGCGCGCGUGGAACGCCUGGCCGCUAGCAGGUUAUGUGGUGCAGGGCUCAAAUGGAGAAUACCCUCUUAUGGGUACCGAGGAAAGAAUUGAAAUGGUGCGGCAAGUGCGUAAGUUCACCCCUAACGGCAAGCUGGUGAUCGCUGGAUCUUCAUGCGAGUCUACUCAGAUGACUAUCGACAUGUCGAAUAAGAUGGCCGACGCUGGCGCAGACGCCGUGAUGGUCAUUUCUCCCAGUUACUUCAAGAGCAGCAUGACGCCACAAGCACUGAAGAAACAUUUUUUGCAUGUAGCCGAAGGAAGUCGUGUACCUGUAAUACUGUACAAUAUGCCAGCUAACACUGGAAUAGAUAUGGGUGCACCUCUAAUAACCGAGUUGGCUCAACACCCAAAUAUAAUCGGAAUGAAAGAGAGCGGUGGUGAUAUAACGAAGAUAGCCCGUGUAGUGCAUGAAACAAAGAACAUCGAUUUCCAGGUCAUUGCUGGAUCCACUAGUUUCCUACUACCUUCGUUACUAGUCGGGGCUGUUGGAGGAAUAAACGGACUGGCCAACAUGUUGGGCAACGAGGUGUGUGAGAUAUACAGACUGGCUUCUGAAGGGAAGUAUAAAGAAGCAACAGAACUUCACGGAAGAAUUCAAGCUCCCAAUGCCUUGGUGACACGUGAGUUCGGGGUACCAGCUAUGAAAGAAGCAAUGGACAUGUUUGGGCUGUACGGAGGCCCGUGCCGUCGACCGUUGCAGCCUUUGACAGAUGAUCAAAGGAUACAACUCAGAGAAACAUUUAAGAAGUCUGGUUUCAUACCGGUCAAAUAACUGUAAUAACAGUACACAUUAAGGACGUUUCUCGCCUCUUUUCUCGCCAUUCCAUGCAAAGAUAUUCCUUGAGCUGACUGAAUAACGUCAGAAGGAUGAAACAAGGAAACCGAUCCACGCUUCUGUAAAUAAAUAAAAAUUUAGAAAAAGCUA
Schistocerca piceifrons (Central American locust) is the source of this 1134-nucleotide messenger RNA. Its product is annotated as 4-hydroxy-2-oxoglutarate aldolase, mitochondrial-like. Lineage: Eukaryota; Metazoa; Arthropoda; Insecta; Orthoptera; Acrididae. The record is from RefSeq and is a predicted model, not a curated record. Gene Ontology annotation, molecular function: 4-hydroxy-tetrahydrodipicolinate synthase activity; N-acetylneuraminate lyase activity. Bases 40 to 981 code for a protein of 313 amino acids. Gene Ontology annotation, biological process: N-acetylneuraminate catabolic process. The transcript has 7 exons.